CAUUUCCGUCUCCGCCCUCUCGUAGUCCUGACAAAAAAGCUCUCCUGAUUCGAAGCAUUAUCUGCUUUCUUCUUCACUUUCCUUUCCAAAUCUUUGAAAAAAGAAAAAGAAAAUGUCUCUGACUCCAUUCUUCAGCAGCCGAAGAAACAACAUCUUCGAUCCAUUCUCACUUGACAUGUGGGAUCCAUUCAAAGACUUCCCCUUCCCUUCUUUCCCCUCAUCAUCAUCAUCAUCGCUGUUCCCUGAUGGAAACUCUGCUUAUGUUAACACACGCAUAGACUGGAAAGAAACCCCACAGUCUCACAUCUUUAAGGCUGAUCUUCCUGGUCUUAGGAAAGAAGAAGUCAAAGUUGAGAUUGAGGAUAACAAUGUUCUUCAAAUCAGCGGCGAGAAGCAUGUGGAAAAGGAAGACAAGAAUGACACUUGGCAUCGUGUUGAACGCAGCAGCGGUAAGUUCUUGAGGAGGUUUAGGCUGCCCGAGAAUGCUAAGAUGGAUCAAAUUAAAGCUUCUAUGGAGAAUGGUGUCCUUACUGUUACUGUUCCAAAAGUUGAGGUCAAGAAACCUGAGGUUAAGUCUAUUGAGAUUUCUGGUUAAUGGGUUUUUGAAAUUAGUGUCGACGUGAGUGUUUAGAGUUCUGUCUUAGGUGUUUGAUGAAAUUUAAGGUUUGGUUGUGAAUGUAGUGGGUCUUUUUGUGGAUAUAUCCUAUGAAAUGAAAAUGUGUUCCUUGUA
Ricinus communis (castor bean) is the source of this 730-nucleotide messenger RNA. RefSeq names its product 18.1 kDa class I heat shock protein. The coding region runs from base 113 to 595 and encodes 160 amino acids. The transcript has a single exon. NCBI's taxonomy places the organism in Eukaryota, Viridiplantae, Streptophyta, Magnoliopsida, Malpighiales, Euphorbiaceae. Gene Ontology annotation, biological process: protein complex oligomerization; protein folding; response to salt stress. The record is from RefSeq and is a predicted model, not a curated record.